UCGUUAAAGUUACUUUUCAGCAUAUCGUGUUUGGAGAAUUAUUAAUUCUACGUUCAGGGGAAAAAUAUUUUGGGAUUUUUAAACUCCUAAAAUCACGCAAAUGUGGUCGUUUGUUUGUUGAAUUGGACACCUGCAAUCAGCAUACACACGCCGGCGCGCAGAGGGUGGAGUCCCGGAGCUUCUCAUUGGAUGACCGUCCAGACAGGCGUUCUAGACAGUCGGCUAAGCCCUCUCCCGCUGCUUCUCAGCAGUAGUAAGACGGCAGCCACUGCAACAGCCUUUGUUCUGACCCAAAUCAGAGGGGGAAAAAAGGGCCGUUCUGGUCCGAUGGACACAGCCGUGCUGACGGUGAUGGCGGAGGUGGACUGCACCAAAAACAUGCUUAACGCUGAGCUGGAGGUGAAAAAGCUGCAGGAGCUCGUCCGCAAACUGGAGCGGCAGAACGAGCAGCUGAGGAGCCGCACCGUGGGAUGCCGGUUCCCCUCCCCGGAGCCUUUCGACUACUUCCAGCCGCACCGCUUUGACAAUGAAGCUGCCGUUGCGGCGGAGGAUGAAGAAGAGGACGAAUCUGAGGAACAGUUGGUUCUGGACGACCUAGAGCUUUUGGAUCUGGACUCUCUGAGCUCCGAACCGGAUGAAACCUGGUUGUACUCCUCAUCCAAGUCCACGCAGAGCUCAAGUGACUCCCUCCCCCCGCUGGAGUGGUGCCGGAAGUUUCUGGAGAGCCCCAAAUCUGAGGUUGAGGCUGCCAGGAGUUCCCUGUCUCUACAGCUAGAAGAAGUCUCUAGGUGGCGUAGCUCUCUGUCAACCCCGUCAUCCUCCUCCUCUUCUCCCAGACGUCCUCGAGUGGCAGGUGUGUCUCCCAUCAGUUCCUCACCUCAGCCGCCUGACAGACCCGCUCCAUCCUACUCCUCCCCGAUACACCCACUCCUUCACCGCACCCUGAGCCCCAUUGGGAAGGAGCUGUCCCCUGUGUCUGAGAGGACCCCCACCUUCUUCCCUCACCCUGCCUCUCAAGGUCGCAACCAGCGGUGCUCCGCCUUCAGCACUCGGUCUUCUGUGGACAGCGACCUUGGAGCGCCAGAGUUGGAGGAGGACUCUCUGGGCCUCGAAUACAAACUGCAGGACCUGACUGAUGUUCAAGUUAUGGCUCGACUGCAAGAGGAAAGUCUAAGGCAGGACUACGCCAGUACGUCGUGUGUUCUGGCCAACCGCCGCAGUCAGAGCUUCAGCUUCCAGCUCAGCUCACUCGGAGCCGGCCUGGGCUUGGAGGCGGAAGACGAGGAGGACGAAGAAGAGUACGGUCUCCUUCCCCCGCCGCAGCCACGCCUCACCUGCCUGCCCCACUCCCACACUUUUUCCAGCAUCAGAGACUGGCAAAAAAGCACCAGCUCACUGUGCACCCCUCCUUCCACCCCCUCCGCCCGCCCUUACCUUUCCGCUGGCUUCGCCUUUCAAGCUCAGGCUCCGGCCCCGCCUGCCCAGUCAUCUCUGGGACUGGGCAGCCUUUACGCAGCCGAGCAACAGGACUUCAGAGCAGGAUCAGAUAAGCUGCGGAGGAGCAUGCCUAACCUCGUCAGAGCUCCCAGCAUGCCCAUUCCAUCUAAUCCUUGCGCUUCGCCUUAUAUGCUUCGUAACAGCCAGAGCUUUGACUCAUCCAGCGCUCUAGCCCGCCUGCAGUCCUCUAUCCCUCCCCCAGGCAAGCUCCAGAACAGGGUACAGAGCGUCGGCAACUUCUCUUUACUGUUACGGCAACCAUCAAAGGCCACUGCCUACGUCAGCCCUACUAUCAAAGGCUCUGCCUCCACUAGCCUCCAGUCUCUAAACGGCAGCGGGAUUCCUCUGCUCAACAAACCCGCGGGAGGCUCUGUCUCCACUCCAACAACGCCACGCAGCAGCCUGCCUCGCCCCGCCUCAUUUUUGUGCACCACAAGCUCCGCUACCCGCAGCAAGGUGGCCCAACCAACAAGAAGUUUGCUGACUCCUCCAAAGAGCUUGUCCACCUUCAGUGCCCUUCAUAACAGCAGAUGGAGAGAUGGCUGCUACUGAUGAGGAACUUGUACAUGGAGCCCCCUGCUGGCCAGGGCCGCUCACUGCGACAUGUUCAGAUUUCAGACAGUUUGAACCAAAUUGUUGCUGAGGUGAGAUAAAAUCAGAGAUCCUGCAUCAAACCUCCAUCUCAAUAUUUCUAUGCAGUGUUUUUGGAGAAAGCGGGUAACUUAGGCGUUAACUGUGAUGGUGUGUGCCAAAAGGGGUGCUGUUCCCUGUUGCUCUGUGCAAUAAACCAAGGCUGUUCGUUCUCCGUCAAGCUAAUCUAUGUUUAGAGGGCUGCCGGUUUUUAACCAAACUGUAUUUAUAUAUUAAAGGUAUUUUCACCAGUAUGAUGCGUUUGCUGUGGCAAAAAAAUUCUGCUGCUAAAGGGAAAUCAGUCCCUUUUAAUUUUUUGGGCACUUUUAGAAUUUCUAUUUAUAUUAUUAUAUACAAGUUUGUAUCUGUUUGUUGAAGUAAGUCUUAGUAGUAUUUAACACAUUGUACAAUUUCAAAUGUCAUUUGACCAAACACUUUCCAGUCUUGUUGCACUUUGUCAAAACUUUUCUUCAUUUAAAGGAGCACUACUGUUAAAAUGUUUAUAAGUUUCACUCUAAAAUCACGUAGCACCUUUGUUUCUUUCAUUUGCGUUUCUUAAAGAAAGUUGAUUUACACUGUUGACACUUAUGUAUGUGAUGGGCUGAACUAUUUUAAUAAACAUUUAACAAAUUA
Messenger RNA from Oryzias latipes (Japanese medaka), 2760 nucleotides. Its product is annotated as SLAIN motif-containing protein 1. Gene Ontology annotation, cellular component: microtubule plus-end. Lineage: Eukaryota; Metazoa; Chordata; Actinopteri; Beloniformes; Adrianichthyidae. Gene Ontology annotation, biological process: positive regulation of microtubule polymerization; cytoplasmic microtubule organization; microtubule nucleation. The record is from RefSeq and is a predicted model, not a curated record.